AUGUCUGGCCCUAUUUUGAAAGUUGCCAUUACACAGGCACAGCCUAAAUGGCUAGACCUGGCGGGCGCCGUUGACAAAACAGUCAACCUUAUCACCGAAGCAGCAAAGGGGGGAGCAAGGCUCGUUGCUUUCCCUGAAUGCUGGAUCCCUGGGUAUCCAGGAUGGAUUUGGCAAAGACCUGUCGACCCCAUUACCAACACGAAAUAUGUACAAAACUCGCUCUCCAUCAAUUCUCCCGAGAUGGAAGCUAUCAAGUCCGCUGCAAAGUCUAACGCCAUCGCCGUCGCUCUCGGCUUUUCCGAAGUAUCUGAUACCUACAGUGUAUACAUCUCCCAGGCCAUCAUUUCGCCGAAAGGCGAGUUGCUUAUGCACCGCCGCAAAGUCAAACCAACACAUAUGGAACGCACUGUCUUCGGAGAUGGUUCGGGCGCGGAUCUAAAUAACGUCGCAGAUGUUGAUUUCGGCGGCGAUAUUGGCAUUGUCAAGGUCGGAACUCUAGCGUGCUGGGAGCAUGCGCUGCCGCUACUCAAGUACCACACCUAUUCACAGAAGGAGGUAGUGCAUAUCGCCAUGUGGCCGCCUAUUGACCCUCAUCCUGGUGUUGAGGCUCCCGCAUUGUGGAGCAUGAGUGCCGAAGGGUGUCAAAAUUUGAGUCAAACGCAUGCUAUUGAAGGUGGUGGGUAUGUGCUACACUGCACAGGGGUCUGCAACGAGGAGGGAAUUGAGACAAUGAAGACGAAAGGCGGGCUUCUAUUCCAGGAACCUGGUGGCGGACAUAGUGCUGCCAUAGGACCAGAUGGUAGAAGGUUGACUAAACCGUUAGCUGACGGAAACCCCGCCGCCGAGGGCAUUGUCUACGCCGAUUUGGAUCUGGCCAGAGUGGUUAUGAACAGGGGCUUCCUAGAUGUGAUGGGACACUACAGUCGACCGGACCUCUUGUGGCUAGGAGUGGAUAAGGGGCAGAAGGGAUGCGUGGUUCCCAAAAGCGAAGGCGAUAAAGAUGCAGGGCUCCCGUCCAAUCCAAAGAAGUAG
This is a messenger RNA of Arthroderma uncinatum, 1032 nucleotides long. Its product is annotated as aliphatic nitrilase. The record is from RefSeq and is a predicted model, not a curated record. The transcript has 2 exons. Gene Ontology annotation, molecular function: catalytic activity. Lineage: Eukaryota; Fungi; Ascomycota; Eurotiomycetes; Onygenales; Arthrodermataceae. Bases 1 to 1032 code for a protein of 343 amino acids.